Messenger RNA from Centropristis striata (black sea bass), 1599 nucleotides. RefSeq lists its product as uncharacterized. NCBI's taxonomy places the organism in Eukaryota, Metazoa, Chordata, Actinopteri, Perciformes, Serranidae. Bases 119 to 1204 code for a protein of 361 amino acids. Gene Ontology annotation, molecular function: metal ion binding. The transcript has 10 exons. The record is from RefSeq and is a predicted model, not a curated record.
UAUUUUUAUUUUCUUGUGUUGCCUAAACAUGGGGUGAUCCCUGGCAGAGAACACGUGGGAGUGGCUGCAUGGAUCAUAAAAGUGAAGAAAGGAAAACGAAAGUAUUACCAACUCCAGAAUGGCGGCUGCCUACCAGUCUGAUGAGGAAAAAGUGCCAAAAAGUGAAAGUGAAUCUGAUGGCAGCGAUGAGUCAGACAGCGAGAGGAGUUCAGAUGGAGAAGAUGUUGAAACUGACUGUCAGCUUUAUGGGAAACAGCCCUGUAAGUAUUAUAACGGCAAAGGCUGUCGGGACGGCAAGAAGUGUCCUUACCUGCACGUCUGUCAGUACGCCCUGACAGGAAGCUGUCGCUACGGGGACAAGUGUAAGCUGAGUCACCCCGGAGAGGGACGAGGGGCCUCCGGGGCCCGAAGCAGAGCCUCAGACCGAUCGACAUCCAGUGAUCCGAAGCUCACUGAUGGACGGUUCUACCAGUGGCAGCUGAACGAUGGGAACGGCUGGCUGGAUAUCAGUAAUGAUCACGUUCUGGAGGCCCAGUACUCUCUACCUCACACCAAGAGUAUUAAAAUCUACAACACGCCAUAUGGGGCGGUGACUAUAGACUUUAACAGGAUGCGAGUUCUUGGGAAGAGUCUGAGAGUGAGGCGUUUGGAUGAUGGGAACUCGGUGUGGAUCUGGUUCUGCUUGUUGAAGCGUAAGUGGAUCAAGUAUGGAGACAAGGAUUCGAAGGGAAACCCGAGUCCUGUGAAGAGCUCCGACAUAGAGCAGAAGUUCCAGAGUAACCCGACCAGCUCCUGCUCCUUCACCAUCGGGGCUCAAACCUUUGACAUUAGAUUCAGAGAAAUGCGACAGGUGACUUCAAAGAAAAAGAGGAAAGUUACUCGUCGUCCACAGUUCAGACAGCAGACAGCAGCAGCAGGAGUCUCUCAGGCGGCUGCAGCGCUGCAGAAUCUGUCUGUGGGAACCAGACCUCAGUGGGAGUUUGAGGGAGAUAAAGGAGCGUGGCACGCCUACAAACACAGAAGCGGCACCAAAACUGAAUGCUCAUUAAGCAGCGACGACAUCGAGAGGCAGUUCAACCAGAACCCUCAGGGCAGCAUGACCUUCAGAGUGACGGGACACGCCUACAAACUGGACUUUGGAGCCAUGAGCCAAACCAACCUCAAAACCAAAAAAUCACGCAAGAUCAGACGUGUGCUGGUGUGACUGUUAAAUCGGAUUUUGAAGGCCUCAACGAGAAACUCUACAAACAGUUGUGCAAUACCAUAUCUAUACAAUCAUUUUAAUCUGAGAUUCAUAUGUUUGGGCUUUUGGAGCUCACUUCUUAAGUGUUUUUUUGCUAUUUUUUAGCUCUACAUAGGCCUCUGGAAAUGUAAGUUUCCAUAAGAAAGGAUUUCAUGAUCAGAUUAAAUUGAGUCACCUUAGAGGAGUGUGCCAAAAGGUUUUGAAGUUUACCGAUUUAUACCUGAAGCUGCCUCAGAUUAUGUUCUCUACUAACCUGCAUGCUGCCAUACCAAAGGAAGCUAUAGCAUAAACAAUCCUGAUUAUUAACCUUUAUCAGGCAAAGAACUAUAUUUGGUAACUUCAGGUAAUAUUUCGAG